AUGAUCUGCUACAAAAAAAAAUUCUUUUCGAUACAAAAAUACCACAUUUUUAUGUUAAAGGAUGAGAUUCAAUUUUCUAACGUAUAUUUAAAAGCAUUAUUAUAUAGGAUUAACAUUCUUUAGUAAUUCAACUUAACUCAUUUGAACCAAAAAUAAUGUGGAUAAAAAAUGAUAAUUCAGAUAUCAUCUCAUUUGAAUUGUCAAUGAAUAAAAAAAAGUCGAUAUAUAAAUUUGUUCCUCAUAUAGGAAAGCUUUUGAAGGAAUUUAUGAAUGGAAAAGUAUGUUUUAAAGGAAUAAAUAAUCAUUAUAAGAUUGCCUAAUUUAUUUAGAAAAGAAAUUAUGGUUCUGUAUAUAUGUGAUAUCUAUAAUUAUAGAUAGUUCGCAUGAGAAACAUAUAUAAUGAGGAAUUAGUCACUUGCAAAAUUAUAAAAUAAGGAAGAGCAGAAAUUGAGCAAGUAUAUUUUAUCAUCACAUUAAAGGUAUUCAGAAAUGAAGUAAUGGCCCUUCAAUUCUUAAAGCAUAAAAAUAUCCCAAAAUUAAGAGAAUAUUAUAUAGAGACUCACCAUAAUUAUAUAAUUUAUGAAUUUAUAGAAGGGGCUUCAUUGGAUAAUUAUAUCAAAAAAAAUAUACUUAAUAAAGCUCAAAUUUUUAAGAUUAUGAAGGUAUUAAUCUAACUAUUAUAAAAGGAUUUGCUAUCAGUAGUUGAAUACUUACACAAAGAGGAAUUUAGCCAUUAAAAUAUCAAAUUAGAGAAUAUUUAUUAUUGUUCAAUGUUAGAUCAAAUCACUUUAAUUGAUUUCGGAUAAUAAAAAACUAAUAGUAUUAAUAGUUUAAGAUAAAUUUAAUCAAUGAAUUCUUUAUCUACUAAAGAUUACAUUGAUUUAAAUUCAUUUACUAGUAGAGAAUUCUCAAUGGAAAAGGAUUAUGUGGAUUGCGGAAUUAUUUUUUACGAAUUGUAUUUUUAUCUAAAUUAAAAAUUUAGAAUCACUCGAAAAAUAGUGGCAAAUUAAGAUUUAGUAAAUUUAGAUGAAAAUAGACAAUUUCAUCAACUUUUGAAUGAAAUUCAUAAUUAAAAUGUCUCUAAAUUUAUUAUGAAACUUUUAAAUUUUAGUAAUAUAUAAUGUUAAGGAAAAUAAAAUUUAGUUUAGGAUCUUGAUGAACUUAUUCUUCAAGAAUAAGAUAUUGAAAAAUUUUGA
Molecule: messenger RNA, 1196 nt
Organism: Paramecium sonneborni
Lineage: Eukaryota; Ciliophora; Oligohymenophorea; Peniculida; Parameciidae
Source: the annotation of a GenBank genome assembly